AUGGCAGAUUGGAUGAAGAGUUGGAGGCUCCUGAUCCUCUUCAGCCUCUUCAGUCUCAAUGAACUAUUUGAGGUGAGAGAUGAAGAGUGGAAGGAGCUCAGCCCGGAUAUCGCUGCAUUACACCAGCUCAGAGGACUGUCUGAACACAUGUUUCAUGAAAAUAUCAGGAACCCAUCGAGCCACAGGGUUACGACCGUGCAUUGGGCCAGUGAUGUGUUGAAAUCUGUUGGCUGGGACACAACCGUGCAUGGGGCCAGAGAUGUGUUGAAAUCUGUUAGCUGGGAGGACAUUGACCGAAACCCGAUGACUUUGCUCUCUGAUCUUCAGGAGAAUGAGAAUUUCACAGCUUUUUUCAUUCAGAAGGAACAGGAUUUUGAAGACUUCUUGGCAGCUGUUGAUGAACAGAAGACACAAGAUGUGCUCCUGAGUGCUUCGGAGAUCUCGCACAGCUACGGCCAAAAACUUCUGGUCAUGACCGACAACGAAAAGUCAACAAAUGACAGAGUCCAACAGGAAUACAGCAUGGAUUCUCAUUACUCAGUAAUAGUCAGCAAUGAAUGCCUAUUCAAUGUCUCGUGUGUACCAGAAGCAGACAGCUACACCUUGGUGAAAAUAUUUGGGAGUGUUUCAGAAGAUGGACAAACUGUGUCUGGCCUUUCUGGCUCUUCACUCGCAGAGCUGAUGUUGAAACCAUCACUGGAAACUGCGCCCGUGUUCUCUCUCGAUGGAAACACAACCAAAGACUUCCAACAUAACUUCAUUAGAGUUUUUACGGCCCGUGGCAUCCCAGCAGUCCUAGAAACAAACCAGGAGAAUCACCAGACUUACCAGGUCAUGAACCAACUUAGAGAAGUUUCUGGAUACCAAAUUCCACAAAGACCGGUUGAUCACAGCACCCAGUACGACCACCAGCAGAUCCUCAUCCUGGAAGAUGACCCUGUUGUCAGAACAGCUGCUACGUAUCUUUUUGAGAAGCAUCCAACGGUUUCCUCUGUCUACGUUCUUGAUGACAACCAAAGACCAGUACUGAUCCGAGGUGACUCCGUGCCUCUGACAAAGGACAGCCGGCUGGUGCUGGUCGGCCACGGCAGGAAAGACAACUCAGGAGAAAUGAGACUGGGAGGAUAUGAAGUGCAAGAAGUCUCCAAAAUCAUUAAACAAACCUCCAGGGAUUCCAAUAAAAUUAAAACAAUAACUGUGGUGGCCUGUGACGUCGGAUCAGAUAAAGCAUUCAUUGAAACGCUGCUGAAGGAUCUCCAUGAGACCGCCGGCAUGGAGACAGAGCUGCACCUCAGGAACACUGUGCUCCAGAUCUUACACACAGGAGAGAAAAUCACCCUGGAGAUCACUAAGGAUGGAGAGCAAUGGAGACAUGAAGAUGACAGCAAGAAAGUGGUCGCAACCCUCGAUAGGAACGGAGAUGUAAUAAUUAGAAAUGAGCCCGGCAGUAAAGGAAAGGAAAUCGUUACCGCUGAAAGAAACUUUCUAGGUCCAAAAAAAAAUGAUCCGGUCAAACAGUCAGGCAAAGGUCAAAGUACAGCAGAAAAAAAAACCAGCCAAGACCAUAUAGCCUACAGAAAACACUGGCCUAUUGCACCAAAGAGAUUUAUUAACCAGAAUGUUUAUGAUAACUUCAAUCCUAAUGAUAAGAAAGCUUGUGAUGAACUUGAAGCUAUGUCCUGGGGAUUCUUUCACAACGAAAACAUACCCAGUCCAGUCAAACUUGACUUUGAAGCACACAUAGCAGAGUAUUAUUUAACUAAAGAGGUAAAAGAGGGAGAAAAGAUAAAGGCAGUGCAGAUAAAGGAUCAAAAUGAAAAACAAGUUAUUCUUUCCAAGUGUUAUCAGGUUCAAUCAGGAGAAGAUGUCAGGAAUGUAAUCCGUCACUAUGCAAAGACCGGAGAAGAUGAGGUUACAUAUCUGAAGGUCAAUGACUGGAUAUUAAAGAUUAAUCCUGAUAAUCUGUAUGUUUCUCUAGUUGGAAAAAGGCUUGACAACACUAGAGGAGAAACUGAAGAAAAGGUUAAGCCAUGUAUUGAAGCUCAGACAGGAAAAGAAAGUUACAAAGACAUACGGGGAGGAAUUAAAAAGGAAUUGGGCAAUAGUGACCCAAAAAAAAAAUUUGCUCAAUAUGCGGAAGAUUUUCUUUAUGUAGACGAAGAAUAUUCUCGGUACACAAAUUACCUGCCGCUCCCCACUGAGGCCUGGCUAACCACAUAUUUUACUGCAUCAGUUAUAUCUGAAUCUGCUAGAAACUUUCGGACAUUUCCUCUGAUUCUCAUGGCCCUGGAUAUGGUCCAAAGAGAUGACAUUAUAAAAGAGAAAGGACUGAACUUUCUUUGGGAAGAACAUUCAAUGGCAGGAGGAGGUUCUUGGAUUGACACAAGCAAGCGGGGAUUUAGUGGCUCAGCCGACUAUGAGAACUCUAUUAAUUUAGUUACCCAGAAGCCUUCGGCUAGUUCCGAAGUCAAUAAUAAGCCUAAAGAUAAAAAGAAACAGCUUGAAGAGCUCCUAAAAAUAGAAAUAAAACUGUACCAAUCGUACAGUGAAUUUAUGCCUCAAAGAGAAGAAAAUAUAAAUGUAUUCAAUAUCGCAGAAAAAUACGAAUGAUUCAACAUAAUUCUGUUGUUGAUUACGAAACGUUCAAAAAUAAGGUAAACAACAAUCCUCAAGCGUCCGGCUCACGUCCAAAAACUUAACAUCUGGGUAGCACUUUAUAAUAACUACACACAAUUCAUCAGUUAUUAAGCA
This is a messenger RNA of Perca fluviatilis (European perch), 2751 nucleotides long. RefSeq lists its product as uncharacterized. The transcript has 6 exons. The coding region runs from base 1 to 2610 and encodes 869 amino acids. The record is from RefSeq and is a predicted model, not a curated record. NCBI's taxonomy places the organism in Eukaryota, Metazoa, Chordata, Actinopteri, Perciformes, Percidae.